Carya illinoinensis is the source of this 882-nucleotide messenger RNA. RefSeq names its product protein FAR1-RELATED SEQUENCE 3-like. The coding region runs from base 1 to 882 and encodes 293 amino acids. The transcript is spliced from 2 exons. NCBI's taxonomy places the organism in Eukaryota, Viridiplantae, Streptophyta, Magnoliopsida, Fagales, Juglandaceae. The record is from RefSeq and is a predicted model, not a curated record.
AUGGAAGGCCAGUUGUCAAACAUCAAUACAAGCUCCGUUACAAGCAGAUUUCAGGGUACAGAGGAUAAUAAACCCGAUGUUGGGGAAACCAAAUUGCCAUGUGCAUCUUCUAGAGUUGAAGAAAUUAAUUCUGAUAAACCAGAUGCACAAGAUACCGAGUAUGACAGUGACGGAACAUCUAAGAAAAUGCAAAUGGAUGGUGAUGAUGAGCCAAAGUUGGGGAUGAAGUUUAAUUCCCUAGAAGAUUUAAUGAGUUAUUAUAAAGAAUGUGGUAAGAAAUGUGGAUUUGGGGUAAUGACUAAAAGCAGUGAGAGGGGAGAGGAUGAGACUGUUAGAUAUGUCACCCUUGCAUGUGCCUGUGGUGGGAAGGCUCGGAAUAGAAUCUUGAAUGUCGCCAACUCACGUCCGACAGGAAAGACGGAGUAUAUAAAUGAUUUGGCUAGCAUUCGAAUGAACAGGAGUUUCAGGUCUCUUGUUGUAGGCGCGGGUGGAUUUGAGAAUCUCCCCUUUUUGGAAAAUGGUUGUCGUAACUACAUUGAGAAGGCUAAACAUCUACGACUGGGCGCAGGUGGUGCUGGAGCACUUCAAGACUAUUUUUUACGGAUGCAGUACAAAAAUAUAGGGUUCUUUGCACUGAUGGACUUGGAUGAUGACGGGAGGCUAAAGAAUGUAUUUUGGGCAGACCCCCAUAGUAGAGUUGCCUACCAAUAUUUCGGUGAUGUGGUAACUUUCGACAUCACAUAUUUGAUGAAUCGAUAUAAGAUGCCAUUUGCACCAUUUGUUGGUGUAAACUACCAAGGGCAGUCAAUUUUGUUGGGAGCUGGCUUGAUUUCAUCUGAGGAUACUGAGACUUUCAUGUGGUUAUUCCAGACCUGGUUGUAG